GGGAAACCUGACAAGCCGCAUGGCUGCGGGUUGUUCAGAGGCUCCGCCGCCAAAGGCGGCCUCUGAGGGGCCGGUUGUGGGACAGGCCGGCGUCUUGCCCUGCCUGGAGCUGCCGACUUACGCUGCCGCUUGUGCGCUCGUGAAUAGCCGCUACUCUUGCCUGGUGGCAGGCCCGCACCGAAGACACAUCGCCCUGUCGCCGCGCUACCUUAACCGGAAACGCACCGGUAUCCGGGAACAGCUAGAUGCGGAGCUCCUACGCUAUUCCGAGAGCCUUUUAGGUGUCCCCAUUGCAUAUGAUAACAUCAAAGUAGUGGGUGAACUGGGAGAUAUUUAUGAUGAUCAAGGACACAUUCAUCUUAACAUUGAAGCAGAUUUUAUUAUUUUCUGUCCUGAACCGGGGCAAAAGCUUAUGGGUACAGUUAAUAAAGUGUCUUCCAGCCACAUUGGCUGUUUAGUACAUGGGUGUUUCAAUGCCUCCAUCCCUAAACCUGAGCAGAUGCCUGCAGAGCAGUGGCAGAACCUGACGAUAAACGUGGGUGAUGAACUAGAAUUUGAAGUAUUUCGUUUGGACUCAGAUGCUGCUGGAGUAUUCUGCAUUCGGGGAAAAUUAAAUACCACCAGUUUACAAACCAAGUGCUCUGCAGUUUCUGAAGAAGUAACAGAAACUGGUACUGAAGAAAUUAUUGAAAAACCUCUCAAGAAGAAGAAAAAGAAAAAGAAGAAAGACCCAGAAUCAUAUGAAGUGGAAAGUGAUAACAGAGAGUUAGCAGAUUGUGCAGAUGCCACAAUGAAGAAAGAGACAGACCUGCAGAUUGAUAAUGUGAAUGGCCUCUGGAAGGCUGAGCCAAAAAAGAAGAAAAGGCACCAGGAAGAUCAGGACCAGGAUCCUGUUUUCCAAGGCAGUGACUCCAGUGGUUACCAGAGUGACCAUAAGAAGAAAAAAAAGAAAAGGAAACACAGUGAGGAAGCUGAAUUUACCCCACUUUUGGAACACUCACCUAAAAAGAAAAGGGAAAAGUAAUUUUCUUUAGUGCAUUUUAAAUAUUCAGCUUUUUAAAGAUUUAGAUACAAGAGAUGAAUAAAUGUGGGAAUGGUAUGAAAGGCUUGUGUAUUCCCGUAGUCUACAAAACAGGAAACAUUUGAUUAGGAGUUUUUGGUGCUUAAAUUAUUACAGUGAUAAUUACUGUAGGAAAUACCAGGAUUAUUAAACUGCCAUUUUAUUGUUACAGAAUAAAAAGGUAAGAGCUACUCUUUCAAGUCUUGCAUUUUCCCAGUUUUUACAUCUAAAUUAGAUAAAAUUAUUCCUAUACUCUGAAGACUGGCAAAAGGACUUUAUAAUACAGUGUAGUUCAUAUCAUUCAAGAAUGAGCUGGAGCUUGUUUUUUUUUUUUUUUUUUAAAUAA
Molecule: messenger RNA, 1406 nt
Organism: Neomonachus schauinslandi (Hawaiian monk seal)
Lineage: Eukaryota; Metazoa; Chordata; Mammalia; Carnivora; Phocidae
Gene: POLR1F
Product: RNA polymerase I subunit F
Exons: 4
Coding region: 20-1024 (334 amino acids)
Biological process (GO): DNA-templated transcription; DNA-templated transcription initiation
Cellular component (GO): RNA polymerase I complex
Source: RefSeq, a predicted model, not a curated record